AUGCCGGGAAUGAUCCCGGGCAUGCCGGGAAUGAUCCCGGGCAUGCCGGGCAUGCCGGGCAUGCCAGGCAUGCCAGGCAUGCCGGCAAUGAUGCCGGGCAUGCCUGGCAUGAUGCCGGGGAUGAUGCCGCACGCUGCCAUGCAGCCACAGGCGCAGGUGAGACCCGUGCCAGAAAAGCCGGAGGUGCUGGAGUGGCCCGCCUGGCUGCGGGCUGGUGCUCCCUGCAGUAUUUGUGGUGAUGCCGGCAAAGAGGGACUACCCCAUGGUGUAAUUUGCCGACGGCGAAAAGCAAAGAACGCGGUCGGCGGAUGCAGGAAGGGAGUGUGUUGGGCUUGCAUGGGUACGCAGCCACGCUCUUCCUUCGGAAUGGUGCGAACGACCAAAGAAGAGUUCGAGUCUUUGGAGGAUGAUGCAUGGUGGAUGCACGAGAGAUGUAUGCAGCCCUCAGACCUGCGCGCGUACUUUGGUGGCGAGAAGGAGCUCGCCGAUGCACAGGCCGCCGCAGACGCUGCAGAUGCCGCUGCGAAGGAAAGCGAGAAGCCCAAGGAGACUGAAGCCAAGAAGGAUCCAAUUGAAGCCGAGAAGGAGCGUGUCAAGAAGAUGUCGGUCAAGGAGUUGAAGGCCUACCUCGACAGGCACAACACUUCGCACGCAGACCUGUUUGAGAAGCCGGACCUCGUCAACAGGGCACUGGAGGUUUGUUCCAAUUCCGUUCCCGAGCCACCUCCAGGGCCCGCAUGGAUGACAGCUGGUGAUGUUUGCCGUUUGUGUGGCAAGCCUCAAGCGGAGGACCAGCGAGGUAUAUUCUGCAGGAGAAGAAGGACGGAUGGUCGCAUAGCCGGGUGUAACGAAGCCAUUUGCUGGCGCUGCAUGAAACGAGCGCCCAAGGACUCCUUCGGGAAGGUCCGAUGCACCAAAGAAGAGUUUGAAGGACUUGGGGAGGAUGCCUGGUGGAUGCAUCACCAUUGCUUUGAAGAUGGAGAUUGGAAGGAUUAUUUUGGGGAAUCUGAACCAGAAGAAGAUCGCUGGCUCAGAAAUCCUGAGAACGCAUGA
This is a messenger RNA of Effrenium voratum, 1053 nucleotides long. The record is from the annotation of a GenBank genome assembly. NCBI's taxonomy places the organism in Eukaryota, Dinophyceae, Suessiales, Symbiodiniaceae.